GUCAUUUUAGAAUCAGGUAUCACAUUGGCCACAGAAAUCUUCAGCAGUGCAGUUGAACAUGUCUACUAGAGAGGAUUCGAUAGUGUGCGCACCGGCAUGCCAGGGGUUUCUAAAGAAGAGGAAAGAUAAGAUAAAGCUCAAGUGGGUUACUUACUGGUUCGAGCUUUACAACUCAACCCUUUUCUUCUACAAUAAAGAACAUGGAAGCUCUUCUGACCUCAGAGGAAAGUAUUACCUUAUUGAGGUCCAGUCCGUGCGUGAGAUGAUGUGGACUAAAAAACAAAACUAUAGUUUUGAGCUCACUAUGAAAAAUGGGAAGAGGAAAGUCUUGGCUGCAGAAACAGCAGAUCUCAGACAGCUGUGGAUGUGCCAGCUUUUGCAGGCGAUGAACCAUCGUGUGUGUAACACCACCAAGCCAAACUCUAACAGCAGUGGGACUACAUCAAAUUCCAAGUGCAGAACUACAUCCAGCCCCUGCAGUGUGUUCAGUAAUGCUCAGCCAGAGUCAAGUCAUACUCUGGUCAUGAGGCAUCACUUUGCUGAGCCUGUUUCCUAUCUAUGGUCUCCCAGUGUGCACUCUGCUGCUGUAAUACCAACUGCAUGCUCACAGAAUUACAUUGAUGUUGACUUGUCAUAUGCUGACAGCAGUCAGUGCACAGAGCAUGAAGUCAUGCAGAAGGCUGAACUCGAGAACGAUUACGAUGUCCUUCCUCCUUGCAAACCCCUACAUACUGAGGAACCCAUUUAUGAUACACCUCGAUCAAACCGGCGUGUCAGUGAGGCAGAAUAUGAAACGAUCGAAAACAUCUAUGAUGUCCCAAAGUACGCCUUUAGGAAAAUGUCAGCGAAUGAAGCCUCCUGUGCUAAAGAGCUUCCUGAGAUCUCAGGUCUCCUUCAUGAAAUGAUGACAUGUUUAGGAGGAAACUCUGCAGACUUAUUUAGAGUGACUGCUCCAGGAACCAUCUGUCAUCCUUAACACUAAAGACAUUCAGUUGAUGGACUUCAGACAUUCCUGUACAUACUAAAGAAGAAUCCUCCAUUCAGAUGGUGCCAUGUUCAUGCUGCAUAAUGAUUAGUUGCCUCGUCAAGUACUUUAAAAUAAAUAAAUGCUAUUUAUAGAGCGGAGAACUUGAGACCACCAACAAAAAGCUGUCAUUUACUGUAAGAUGCUGUUUAUAUGUUAGAAUUCCACUUUUAUACAUACUGCUCAUGUAUCUGGAUGUUAUCCACACAGAUACAUGGUUGAAGUGAUAUAGAUAAUGCUGUGUCUCAAGUAGUUCUGCUCCUCAGGAAAAGUAGCAGAAUUGUACAUAAAUAUCAUGAAUGAUUUUGACUUCAAAUAAAAACAUCUGCUUACAAA
Molecule: messenger RNA, 1360 nt
Organism: Tachysurus fulvidraco (yellow catfish)
Lineage: Eukaryota; Metazoa; Chordata; Actinopteri; Siluriformes; Bagridae
Exons: 10
Coding region: 59-976 (305 amino acids)
Source: RefSeq, a predicted model, not a curated record